Acanthochromis polyacanthus (spiny chromis) is the source of this 4567-nucleotide messenger RNA. RefSeq names its product TSC22 domain family protein 2-like. Gene Ontology annotation, biological process: regulation of transcription by RNA polymerase II. The coding region runs from base 650 to 2992 and encodes 780 amino acids. The transcript is spliced from 3 exons. NCBI's taxonomy places the organism in Eukaryota, Metazoa, Chordata, Actinopteri, Pomacentridae. The record is from RefSeq and is a predicted model, not a curated record.
UGUCAAGAGACACAUAGUGAGGGAGGCUGGAGCUGUAGACGCUGCUUGGGUUAUCUUCUGUUUUCAGAGUCAAAUUUAAGAGCCUCUUUCUUCCUCCACCGCAGUUAGCUUCACAGGAAGUGUCACCGGCAGAGGAGCCGAAGCCGCGGAAGUGAGAGGACACACCGGGCUGCUUUCGGGAAGAUGUCUCGUAUACUUGUUCCGACGUAGGGGGAGUGUGCAGUAGCCAGUUGGCUUGAAUUGUUAGCUAGCUCCGUGAGUGGAGGGCUGCGGGCCCUCCUCAGCCUAAAGUAGCUCCUGCAGCUGUGAAACACACUCUGCGACAACGGCCGCUCGACAACUGGACAACCGGGACGUUAGCAGGCCGGUCCGGACCGACAGGGAACCCCGGGGCAGCCGCCAUACGGGCCGCUGAUAUCCGAAGCCGCACUGCCGGACGAGACGACACGAAGUGCGGCGUUGCGUUAUGAGCUCAUGAAACGCAACAGGAGACAGAGAGAGGAAGAGGAUGGCGCAGAUUCAUCUUGAUUACAGUUAGGUAGGCUUAAAAAUACAUGCAGGUGUGCUGUUUAAUGUGAUCUGAGCCAGUUCGUCUCAUUUUGACGGAGGAUCAACAUAGCCAUACAGGACUUGGAAUCAGGCUGUCAAUAUGUCGAAAAUGCCGGCCAAGAAAAAGAGCUGCUUUCAGAUCACAAGUGUGACUCAGGCCCAGGUGGCGGCUAUCGGGGCCACCGACGACACGGAGAGUCUGGAAGACCCGGACGAGUCACGGACUGAAGAUGUGUCGUCGGAAAUAUACGACAUGUCCCGGGCUGAGUAUGAGCCUGCCUGUGACAGAAGUUCAUCGGAAGAAGCCCUGAAUAAUGUCGGAGAGCCAGAGGCGGUCAGUGCUGGGGCUCCAUCCAACGUACCUCAAGCCAGUCAGCUGUCUGCGCUGUCAAACAACCCAAUAGGGGAAUUUCGAAAAGUGGGAGUGUCGAGCUCAACUCAAGGUGGUCAGCAGCAGCCGGGGAUUGGAGGUGGAGCUGGUUUACAAGUCAUCCCUCAGCCAGGGGCCAUGCAGCAGCAGCAGCCUGCAGCCAGUGUUGGGCCAUCCAGUGUCUCAGUAAACACAUCCCAACCUGCUGCAGUGACCAGCUCAGCUCCCCCUCCUGCCACCUCCACGGUGAGUUGCACUUCGCGGUUCAGGGUCAUUAAGCUCGAUCAUGGUACUGGAGAACCCUUCCGACGAGGCAGGUGGACAUGUACAGAGUUUUAUGAGAAAGACUCUGAGGGCUCUGCUGUUAGUAGGACUGUAGAUAGCAUACGACAUCCCAGUGCAACACUGGACCCUGCUGCAGACAGAGACAGUGGGCUCGGGCUCACUGGUGGAUCUGUGGUUGCUCCGGCAACACACUCAGGUCAGGGUUUGGGCUCCAUAGCAGAUGCUUCUGGCUCGUCAACUCGCAUGCAUCCAGUGGAGACACCACCGCAGCAGCAACUCCAUCAGAACUACAGGCAGCAGGGUGUCAGUAGCUCGGUCACACACAGUACUUUCCCCAGCAUCAAACCUACAGCGGUCCCAGCUCAGCCAGGAGGCCUCCAGCCUCCUGCUACCCAGAAUGCGCUACCUGUCGGACAGAACGGCCUGCCUCAGUCCGGUGUCCACAUACAGAAGUCUCCCAUCAUGCCUCCCUCAGCCCAGCCCAUUGCUUAUCCUCCCCAGCAGCAGCAGCAACAGCAGGUUCCUGUGGGCCACCACCUGACCAGCCAGUUGACUGGACUGAUGCAGAACCAGUCUGAGUACUAUCAGCAGCAGCAGGCUACUUCCAUGCUGCCAGGGCUUGCCACUGGCCAGUCCCUCCCAGUGUCUAGCCUCUCUGCAUUACCGCAGCCUUUGGGACAAGGACCCACUUCGGUCUUGCCUCCACCCUCUGGAGGGGUUUCUGUGCCAAGUCAGGUUGGAGAUGUUGCCGGAGCAGGAGGAGGAUCUGUACCCGCUGGACAACCAGCUCCAGCCAUCUUGCAGCAGCAAACUGUAGGACUGGGAGGUGCUGGAGGCUCCAUAGUGGUUGGUGGAUCCACUCUGCAGCAGCAGCCCAUGAGUCAGUACGCCACUGCUGGACAGCCUCAACCUCAUGGACAUCCUGCAUCCUCCAGUGUACAAAAUGUGCCUGCCAUCACAGCGAGUUCCAGUGUGCCCCCCACUGUGCCCACUGCUGUGCCCAGUGCCUCCAGUGCAGCCAUGCCAAAUGUGACAACCUCCAGUUUGCCUCCAGGUCAGACACCCCACAGCAAGACUCCAGUGGUUUUGGGAGCGCAGGGCCUCCCAGUGACUGGGUUUGGACAGGUGGAGGGUGGUGGUGGAAGGAAGUCUGAGGGACUCAUUAACGCACAGUUUCCUAUUAUCCCCGGGAAGGAACCGGUGAAGCCCCUCAUGCCUGAGAGCCUGCAGCUCACCACUCCGACUGUCAACAGCCUAUUUGGAAUCCACAUACCUGUCGACGGGGAGGAGGACAGUGCCUCUGGAACCAAUGUUGUUGCCAUUGAUAAUAAAAUUGAACAGGCAAUGGACCUGGUGAAAAGCCAUCUGAUGUAUGCAGUGCGCGAAGAGGUGGAGGUGUUGAAGGAGCAGAUCAAGGAGCUGUUUGAGAGGAACUCGGUGUUGGAGCGGGAGAACGCCGUGCUGAAGUCUCUGGCCAACAGCGAGCAGCUCUCUCAGCUGUCCACCCAGUCGGCCGCCGGCUCCACGCCUCCCCAGCAAGGACUCAGCCAGCCUCAGCAGCAGACCCAGCCGCCGCCGCCGCUUCAAGCUCCGCCUCAGCCGCAGUCGCACCCCCAACUCCAACACCACCCCAAACCCCAGCAGCUCCAGACUCAGCCGCAGCUCGAUCCCGGCCAACAGCAGCAGCAGCAGCAGCAGCAGCAGCAGCAGCAGCAGCAGCAGCAGCAGCAGCAGCAGCAGCAGCAGCAGCAGCAGCAGCAGCAGCCACCCAACGUCACCUCCGCUUGAAGUGCAUCUGCCCUGCUUCACACGGGGCAGGAAAAGAAAAAGAAGAGCAUCGUCUCUGCAACUUAUUACAAAUUAGUGUAUGUGAAAUUUAAAAGAAGAAAAAAAAAAAACUGUCUUCUUAGCCACCAGCUUGACCACAAAGUACAGUGCUUGUGAGCGUGUGUGAGCAAGCGAGACUGUGAAUUGGUGUUUGAAUGUAAGUGUGUGUGCGUCUGUACUGUGGGCCUUUCCAGUGUUAAUGCAAUCAUCUAGUGAGAGAGACGGAGGGACUUGGACGAAGUGUGUGUGUGGAGACGGAGCAUGGGGGAAGGUCGGGGUGUUUUCUGUUUUUGUUUUUUUUUUUGUCCAUCUUGGCUGUGAUCCCGGAUCGAUGGACUGCUGGGUUCGAGCUUGAGGAGAUGUUUUCUUGGAGCCAAAUGCAUCCUGCGACCUGACCUGCUCAGUGCGUGGCUGUGGAGAAAAAGCGAGGGGUUCGCCUCGGGACAGACGGGGAGUGAUUGUCAAAAGAAAGCGAUUAUUUUUUUAAAUGAAAUAACUGCGUGGGUAAAGGGGUAUUUUUAGCCUUGCUGUUUCAUGUUGUAAAGUAAGAACUGGGAGAGAGAGAGAGAGAGAGUCUGUUUUUGGGAGCGUCACACCGCUGCCGUUACUUUUUACAUCAAGUCCAACCCUUACAUCAAAUCUUUUGAGUUCUACUGUUAAGUGUUUUUUUUUUUUAAUUUAUUACAGGGCUGCUAUUUUCAUAAAUGAACAAUUUCAUGAAACCUGUUUAACAGUAGCCCUUUUUGACUCGUUUCCUCUUCUCUUUUACAGUGUUUCAACAGAUUGGCCGCACUUGCCAGGCAAUGCUAUAUAUUUGUUAAAUGUAGGCAAAAAGAAGAAAAAAGAAAUUCUGACAAAUAUUGAACACUAAUGCAGAUUUGACGCUGCAGAUGCCAAUUCAUAGCUUGAGUCAAAAUCCAGUUUGAAUGUACAUUUUUGUAAAGUAUUAAGAGCCUUGAUGGGCAACUCUUCAUCUGUUGACGUCAAAUUUUCACCUGCUGGAGCAGUAGAUGAAAAUUCAGUUGUUGGUUGAUCUAAAAGUGAAUUAGUAUUGCCACAUCCCCCCUCCUUAUUUACACUUUUUUUUUUCUCCAUUGUUUUCCUGAUGGGGCCAGGGGGGGGAAAAGCUGUGAAAUCAUUCAACAUACUUUGUAACCAAAGAUGCAAAGCUGUGUAAAUUGAUUAUUUUGAAAUGCACACAUGUAUUUUUUUUUUUUUUGUUACUUCCUCCUUCACAAAAUAUUUUUUUUUGCUGUUCAGCAUGUUCUGCAUGAUCUGUAAUCUUCAAACCACUUUCUUACCUCAUUUUUAUUCAGCACUCUUAUUGUAAGAUAGUCUGUGAACAGUGUAAACGGGGGGGAAACGAUGUGGAGAGUCGACAGAGAAAAACAACCUAGUGUUUCUGACACUAGUCACAGAAAAAAUGAAGUGAGCCAUGUUUUGUUCAUUUAAAUGGUGUUUGAAUUUCAUAUGCCAAUAGUUUUGUUACAUUGCAAAUUUUAAUGUAUUUAAAUAAAAGCAAUAUUCAGAUUCGAA